AUGGCGGACCAGAAGCAAGAGUCGCCUGUGAAAUUGCCGAGCUUUGGUCGGCCUCGGCGUUAUGGCCUUAACAAGUGUUUUCCCCAAGUGGACCUUUUUGAAUAUGGGCGUGGAAUGCUAAGCAAGGGCGUUACGCUGCGUGAGCGACGUAUGCUUGACUUCAUAGGCACCAUCACUGACAAGCCCGAUUGGCACCGCAAAGUGUUUGACGAGGCCAUUGUGGAAAAAUGGCGAAAUGAAGCCAGGGAUAUGCCUCGGGUGGCUGAUAACGACGUUUACAUGUCUGAAAUCAUGUUCGACAAUUGUAUUUCCGAAAUUCGUGAUAAAGCUACUCGGUUCGAUGUCACGGGGCUCGUAGGUACGCUUGAUGCUGAGCUUGCGGUGGUGAAGUCAGACGUGGCUGUGUCAGAACACCUGGCGGCGCAACUACGCCAGCUUGCCGAGGUUCUAGAGAAUGCCCCGGACACCCAAAAAGACUGGCAUCCUGGUUCGGACAAUCAAGUUCUCGACCUUCUUCACCCAUCCUUAUUCCCUGUUGUCUUCGGUAGAACACGCGCGCUGCGAACGGGAAAGGUCGGCCUGGAUGACGCUGCAUCGUUUUCGGGAAAAGGAGAACUAACUUCCGACGUCGAAGAAGGGGAAAGGCUCAGGUGCGGUGAAGACUCAUAUCAAUGGCUUCCCUCAGAUGUUGUGCUCAGCGACUCUGGAGCGUCCAUCACAAGCUACAUAAACAACCUCCGUUAUGAGCAUCACAGAGAGCUUUACAAAGUUUUGGAACAAUUCGUUGUCGCAGCUGUACCUCUCUGGGAAGAAUGCCUCUCGUGGUGGAACGACCGCCGACGUUUUACAAUCACGGAUACCAGCGACGAGGAUGACUUCUUUAUCCCUGAGGGUAUCGAAUACACCAUUCCGGACCAAUUCAAAAACAGUGACGGUACCAUAAAUGACGAGUACAGGUUCGAACCAGAGUACGAAGACUGGGAGAUUCGACAUGGAGUACUCAAGUUUCGCGAGCCAGACUUGCCAUACGAGCCAUUUGAAAAGAAGGUGGACCUUGGCAGCCGUUGUAACUUGAAGGAGAACUUUCCCAAAGGGUUGCAGAUAAUUUUUAAACUGGCCAAUAUUCAUCUCACCCCCGACAAGCCGUCGUAUGCAGGUGGCACUUGGCAUGUCGAGGGAACGGCAUCAGAAUGCAUCUGUGCAACAGCCAUCUACUAUUAUGACGAAGAAAACAUCACCGAGAGUCGGCUAUCUUUCCGCCAGGAAGUGGACGAGGAGAACAUGAGUUACAUUCCGGCACAAGGCGCCUAUCGAAGCCUUGAGAAAUAUUUUGGUGUGGUCGCGGAUGGCAAUACGGUCCAAGAACUGGGUAGCGUGGUAACGCGAGAGGGGAGGCUGCUUGCUUUCCCGAAUGUGCUGCAGCACAAGGUUGGCUCAUUCAGGCUGAAGGACCCAGAGAAGCCUGGACAUCGCAAGAUUUUAGCCAUGUUUCUUAUCGAUCCCCACCGAAGAAUUUUGUCUACCGCCAAUGUCCCACCACAACAAAAAGACUGGUGGGCAGAUCACGUCAGGCAAACACCUGCGUUCCAGAAACUGCCUCCGGAGUUGUUCAGUGAAAUUAUUAACUCGGUGGAUACGUGCCCUAUCAGUCUGGACGAGGCCAAGGAGAUCCGUAAGGACUUGAUGUUUAGUCGGAGCGUCCUCCGUGAGGAGCAAGAUGAGUUGCUGAACGAGAGGCGACGCGGGGAAGAGCCCUCAAGGCAAAAGAGUGACCGUUUCACGAAGAAGGCCAAGAACCUGCCAAAUGCACAAUACAUCGACUCGGAAGCAGAUGCCGGAAGCAAUAGCCAAGAUUUUCAAGCUGUCAGCCUGCUUGACUCUGACGAUGACUUGGACAAUGCAGAGGUCGACGACGGCAUGUCCACAGAUGAAGGCGAAGACUCGGAAGAUUCUCUAGAUUCCUUGGCCCAUGUUCCAUUGCGGACAUCCUCUCGAAAGCGUCGCCAGUCUCCCAACAAGGGCAUGAAGGAUGCUCCGUCUGACGACGACGACAUGGGAGACAUGUCCUCUAUAGACGACAGCAGCGACGAGGGAUCGAACCGGGCUGGCCCCAGAUCCAAGCGCAACGACCCUAGCACAUUCUCGACCUCUUUGCAGAAAAUUCUCGGGACAAAGCUGUCUACAUCCCGCCGAUCGGAUCCAGUCCUUGCCCGCAGCGCUGCCGCACGAGAGGCCAGUCGGCGAAUUGUUGAUGCGGCGCUUGAGGAGAAGGCAAAAAGGCAGCUGCGGCUAGAAAAGCGAGUGGCACUGGAGAAGGGCCGUGUGAAAGAUGUAUUGAUUGCAUCGAACGCGAGCGGUGCUGAGUUUGGUGAUGCGACAAAUGGGGACUCCGAAACAACGGCAACAAUAUUGGAAACAGAGCGCAAGCUACGCAAGGUGGCACAGAGAGGUGUUGUCAAACUCUUCAACGCGGUGCGCGCCGCGCAGGUCAAAGCUGCUGAGGCCGAGAGGACAGCCAAGAAAGAGGGCGUCUUGGGUAUAGACAAGAGGGACGCAAAGAUUACGGAAAUGAGCCGCAAAGGAUUUUUGGAUUUGAUUGCAUCCGGCGGUGGUGGCUUGAAAAAGGGGGGGCUAGAGGAGGCUUAG
Grosmannia clavigera kw1407 is the source of this 2646-nucleotide messenger RNA. Its product is annotated as duf1665 domain containing protein. The record is from RefSeq and is a predicted model, not a curated record. The transcript is spliced from 3 exons. Gene Ontology annotation, biological process: rRNA processing. NCBI's taxonomy places the organism in Eukaryota, Fungi, Ascomycota, Sordariomycetes, Ophiostomatales, Ophiostomataceae. The coding region runs from base 1 to 2646 and encodes 881 amino acids.